Labeo rohita (rohu) is the source of this 1775-nucleotide messenger RNA. RefSeq names its product unconventional SNARE in the ER 1 homolog (S. cerevisiae) (gene use1). Lineage: Eukaryota; Metazoa; Chordata; Actinopteri; Cypriniformes; Cyprinidae. Gene Ontology annotation, biological process: retrograde vesicle-mediated transport, Golgi to endoplasmic reticulum. Gene Ontology annotation, molecular function: SNAP receptor activity. The record is from RefSeq and is a predicted model, not a curated record. The coding region runs from base 48 to 824 and encodes 258 amino acids. The transcript is spliced from 8 exons. Gene Ontology annotation, cellular component: endoplasmic reticulum; SNARE complex.
CUUUGUUGUAUGUAAUACUCCCGCGACUUCCGCUUGGAGUGUCAAAUAUGGCCACGUCCAGACUAGAGAUCAAUUUUAUUAGGUUAUUAUCGCGCUGUGAAUCGCUGGCUUCAGAGAAAAGAAACGAGACAGAAUGGAGACUGGAGAAGUACGUUGGUGCUCUUGAGGAGAUGCUUGUAGCCCUUAAAAAGAGUCCCAGUAAACCAACACCGGAAAUACUAACGGACUAUAACCGCAAGGUGGAUUUCCUCAAGGGUCUCUUAGAGGCAGACAAACUGCCGUCUCCAGCAGAGAAGUCUUUAGCCAACCAGUUUCUCGCUCCUGGACGGACGCCUACGAUAUCCAGCGAGAGAAUGCCAGCCAGUAAGACGGUGCACAUUCAGAGUAAAGCACGAUGUGCUGGAGAAAUGAGGAAGGAGCUGAUGAGCACUGGUGUGUCAAAUUCUGGUUCAUUGGAGACGGAUCUCAGACAUAGAAAGAGUAUUCCUGUAGAUGAGCGGCAGUCGGCGGCAGAGCUGGAUGCUAUACUACAGCAUCAUCACAACCUGCAGGAGAAACUGGCUGAUGACAUGUUGAAUCUCGCUCGCAACCUGAAGAACAACACGCUCGCGGCCCAGAACAUCAUCAAACAGGACAACCAGACUCUCACUCAGUCUAUGCGUCAGGCCGACAUGAACUUCGAGAAGCUGAAGACGGAGUCGGAGCGCCUGGAACAGCACGCCAAGAAAUCCGUCAACUGGUUCCUGUGGCUGAUGCUAAUCGUCGUCUCCUUCACGUUUAUCAGCAUGAUCCUCUUCAUAAGACUGUUCCCGCGACUCAGAUGAUGUUAAUCAUCAUUAGAACAGCUAGAUUUAAUUUAUCUAUUCAGGUUUACAUAAACACUAGUUAAGAGUUACAAAGAUGAGUGACCGCCUCAAUCGUUAAAUCAGCUUCAGUCAUUCCCGCUAAAAUAUUUACAUGCAUGCCAUUGUUUACGUCAGAACGAAUUCGCGCCGAAACCCUGUGAAUGACGUCUUAAAUUAACGGUGUUUGUUCGGAUUUUGGUUCAAAUUAAAGGUAAGUAUGUGAUAACUAUAAACUGUUAGUCAUUUAAAUACCUAUAUCUGACGACCAACGUCCUUAAUGCUACUUUUGAGACUGGCAUUUGCGUCUUUUUAAAGAUGCGUUCAAAGUUCUCCCUUAAUUGUCUGCAUUUCCAACACGUUCUGCUUAAUAUAAUGCGUUUUGGCACUAUGUAUGAGCGUUUUGGGACGCUUAAAACGACAGUUUAAUUUAGCUUUAUUGGAGUUUCUGUUAGUCACUUUCUCACGUUCGGUCGCUAUAAAAACGGACCGAGCUGUUUUAAGGCCCGGUCGACUUGUCUAGACUCGCUGCGUCGAUCAGGAAAUGUUCUGGCAAACAGCAGGAAGUAUUUUUGCCCGUCGGAAGCACAGAUGGUUACUGUCUUCUCCACCCAGAGAGUAAAUGGCCCAUAUUUAGCUGCUAACGAUCUAUUUGUGCCUGUUCCCUAUAUAGCACAUGGACGGAGUAUGAAGUAUUGGUCAGAUAUGGUUAACGUUUGUUCCACUGCGCAGCUCUAUUGAUGGAUCUUAAUGUUCAUCUGAAGCGGCCUGUCAUUGAUCGUGAGUGUCUCUGUGCUUCGUUUCGCUCCUUUGAUUCAUUCACAUGAACACAGACUGUUUUGUUGUUUUUCCCAUGUGUUCGAAAAUUAUCUGUGGAAAAAAUGGAGGAGUGUGUAGGCAAUUAUUUUAAUAAAAUAAUUUGCAAUCUGCCUA